AUGAACAAGGAUGACAGUGCUCAACUCUUUUAUGGAGACCGCUGUGUCGCCAGCUCCGCGCGCAGCGCUUGGAGGAUUGCCUACUUGCGGCGCUCGCUGGUGUCAUCCAAAUUGCGGAAUGAGUCGACCAUGCCCGGCGCGAUGCUGGCACACCAGGCCAUCCGCGACCGGCUGCUGGACGGCAAUUCCAUGGCCCCAAUCACGCAGGAAAGUUUCCUCGCCCUGCUGGGAUUCUACUGCUGCCGUCCUUGUCGUCCGGUGCUCGAGGCUGCCAGUGAUGGCGAUGACGGUACGAUCUUCGGCAUCAAUACCCUCAAGGCCAUGUUGGCAUGCGGGGUGGAUGAGCUCGCCUGGGUGCAGCGGCCCGUGUUCGGCUUCUUCCACCGCGUCCUAUCAUCAUCAUCCAACCACCACCACCUCCACCACUCUUCCACGAAAGGCGGCCCACGCGACUUCCAGGCCGUGCAAUGCCAGGCCGCUUCCUUGGGCGAGGCGACCCAGAUCAUUGCCCGCGCCCUCAUCGCCAAGCUUGUGCGCAGCCUCUCCGGGCUGGCGGAGGAGGGGUCAACCCCAAGGGCCCAAUCGGUCUUCCAAGCCGAGGUCUCGACGUUCGAGAUCCCGGGCGGCAUGGGCUUUGACCGCGUGGGCCGGUUGGUGGCCAUUCGGAGCCUGUUGAAAAAGGGGUGGGUUGGACAGGGGCGUCGGGUACUUACUGUGGUGGAGAUGACAUUCCGUCGUAGGAGGAGAACCGGAAGGAUCUAUCUACCAUCGUCUGCCACUUAA
Messenger RNA from Aspergillus fijiensis CBS 313.89, 783 nucleotides. RefSeq lists its product as uncharacterized. The transcript is spliced from 4 exons. Lineage: Eukaryota; Fungi; Ascomycota; Eurotiomycetes; Eurotiales; Aspergillaceae. Bases 1 to 783 code for a protein of 260 amino acids. The record is from RefSeq and is a predicted model, not a curated record.